AGGUAUUUGAAAGCGGCAGCAUCAGCAGCAGCACAGAGAGAGAGAGAGAGAGAGAGAGAGAGAGAGAGAGAGAGAGAGAGAGAGAGAGAGAGAGAGAGAGGAUCGUCGAGAUGGUGUCUGAGGGUGAGCACACGUUGAGAGUAGGGUGUAUCCAGGGCAAUUGGAGUUUGAUUCUCCGAGCACUUGAGGAUAUAGCCGUACCAUGGCUGACAGCCGGGAAGCAAUUCACUCAUGGGCCCCCAGUGACAUGGAACACCACUUACAUCGAUGACGGCAGGCAGAACCCCCUUCAUUACCUUGCGGGGGGUGAGACUACGACGCCGAUGGCCUCCACAACUGCAUCAGCCUUAGGAGAACUGAAAUUAGCUGCGUCGGAGACAGAUAUCCGGCGAGCCGAUGUCUUCGAAAUCGUCUUCGGCUAUACAUGUGUCCAGCGACCGUCGGCGCCCAACGACGAGAGAGGUAAGAGCGUAGAGACAACAGAGCAAGAACAGCAGCAGCCGCAUUUGACCCCUCGUUUCUUCCCCUCCUCAUCGCAAUUAGCACUAGUUGCUGGAGCGAGCCUCACCGUCAAGAACCAGGAGGGGGAAACGCCAUUUCUCGUGGCCAUUCGGACUAAAUCGCUAGCCGUAAUCGGCGCUUUGAUAGACAUAUGGGAUCGACUAAGCUGCUACAAAUGCAAUCACGCUUGUAGAGAGAGCAGCUAUGGUGGUUUGCCACGUGGCAGCAGCAGCGAAGAGAACCAGUUCGACUACUCCUACUUGGUGAUGGCGGAUCGACACGGCGAGACCCCACUUACACGCGCCAACAGGCUUGCGCAGGAGGGUACGGCGAACGCUUUAACGGAAAGAGGGGUCACUCCACUGUCCAAGCCAUCUGCGCACUCACCAGACGUCCUGGAGAUGAACAGGCUUUGGAGAGCAAGGAAUCAUGGCCUACUCUAUGAGGAGCCGGUGUUCUUAUUAAUCGACAGUCGACUGAGCAAGCUCCUGGGCGCGGCGAUGGAAAGCGUGACCUCCUGCCCUUCCGCAGGGGAGGGAGAUGGUCCGCCUGCUGAUGCAUUUUCAGUUCCACCCUCACCAGUGGUCUCUCGCGAAAAUAGCCCGAAAGGGGCGGGAGUUUUUCACCGGCGUUCCCGCCCUCCCCUCCUGUCAUCUGACCAGCAGCAGCAGCAGGAGAGCAAGCGAGAUCGCCGGCGGCGGCUGCGGGAGGUGUUUUGCUCGGCGGGAAAACUUGUGCACCAGCCGGGCCCCGCGGUUUUGGACGAAAGAGCAGAAUCCAAUCUCGAUGCCAAGAUCUUUUCUGCAUUUGGCAACGGAUUCGGUCCUGCGCCCGAUGAAGGUGUUUUUGUCCAAUUAAGGGAUCUGGAGGAGAUCAAGGCUCUUCGGGACAGCUUGGUGGCGCGUGUUGUCGUCAACACUGAGCUAGACGAGAGGGCCGCGGGUCUGCUCCUGGACAUGUACCACGGGGAGGAGGCGGCGCUGCUGCGCGAGUGGGCUGCUGACAAGCAGAAGGUUCUCGAGAAAGGAGGAGUUCGACGCCAGUCCGCGGGUGGGAGUAAACAUGGCGGCGGCGGCGGUGGAGGCGGAGGCGGCGAUGGUGCCGGGGGGAAGAUGGAUGCCGAGGCGGAGGUUCCGCUCCGAUCCGCCGGCGACGGCGAUGAUGCCGGCGGGGAGAUGGAGGCCGAGGCAGAGCCUCCGCUGCGAUCCGCCGGCGGUGCUUCCGCUUUCUCGGACGACGAGGUAGGGGGGAGAGCAGGGCGGGAGAAGCAAGGACAGAGUGGCGGCGGCGGCGGCGAUGAUGCCGGCGGGGAGAUGGAUGCCGAGGCGGGCGGCGGCGCUACGACGGCUAUGGUUGCUUCGGAAUCCGCCGAUGGUGCUUCCACCGGCGGCGGUGGCUCCAUUUUCUUGAACAACGAGGUAGGGGGGAGAGCAGGGCGGGAGAAGCAAGGAGACAAUGGCGGCGGCGGCGGGGAGAAAACGCUAGAAGGGGGCGGAGGUGGUCAGGGCGGAAAGCAAGCGGGAGCGGGAGAAACAGCGGGAGGGGAAGAGACAGCCACGUGCAUUGUUUGCUUUGACGAUCUUGUCGUUGACUGUCCUUGCCCCUGCUGUGGGCAGACCAUUUGCGCCACUUGCCUGCGGAAGUAUGCCGCAUCGCGCAUUAAUGAUGGAGAGGUGAGAGCGAUCAGCUGUCCCGGUGGCGGCUGCGCACGAUUGCUUGCGGAGUCGGAAGUGCGGGAACUGGUCGAUGGCGGCACCUUCAAGCGCUACCAAGAUCAGCUGGCGAAUAAAUUCGUUGCCGCAUCGAACAAUGUGCGGUGGUGUCCUCUCCCAGGUUGUGGAAGAGCUGUCUACCACAAGCGGGAGUCAUCUGAGGAGAAUGUGUCAAGCACUUUGGGAGAGGGAGGUGUUUCGGGCAUAAACCUCGCACGAAAUGUGGAGUGUAUUUGUGGUCAUGCCUUUUGCUGGAACUGUCGCAAACCAGCGCAUGAGCCUGCGACUUGUAAACAGGUUGAUAAAUGGGAUAAGCAAAAAUCAGUCCGACUGAAGAAUGCUGAAGCCCUUGAAUCUGCGGAUUGGAUUCGCAAGCAUGCAAAGUACUGCCCGAGUUGUAGGACGAUCUGUCAACGAGAUGGGGGCUGCAACCAUAUGACGUGUCCACAGUGUGGCCAUGAAUUCUGCUGGUAAGCUGGUUCCAGUACUUGGGUGCGGCAGAGC
Messenger RNA from Chara braunii, 2717 nucleotides. The record is from the annotation of a GenBank genome assembly. Lineage: Eukaryota; Viridiplantae; Streptophyta; Charophyceae; Charales; Characeae.